AAAAACCUUCCUUCUUUUUUUCAAAAUAAAUAAAAUUGUGAUUGGUGUGAGUAGGUUUUAUCAAAAUGUAUUAUUCUGUUAUAUUAUUGUUCCUUGGUGUUCUUUUUUCACACGGAGAGUGCCUUUCUGAUGAAAUGAAAGCCAAAAUAAUGGACAUAGCAAAGCAGUGCAAUGCUGCCACAGGAAUAGAUGAUCAGGUAGUAGCUCAAGCAUUGGCAGGAAAUUUCCCUACAGACGAUAAGUUCAAAAAAUUCGUGCUAUGUUUUGGCAAAAUGAUCGGAUUUCUGGACGAAGAAGGUAAUCCAAACAUUGCUGCUAUUUCCGAAGCGAUGAAGAUGAAUUUUGGUGAUCAAAUGUCGACAGAUGUCAUUAUGGGGUGCGCGAAGAAAGAAAGUACGCCAGAGGAUACGGCGUAUAAUGUAUUUAAAUGUUCCUUUAAGGUUAUUCAUAUGUAAAUUUCAAUAAUAAAAUAGAGAAAAAUGUGUAGUGGUUACGUAACAUGUUUGUCAGAUUAUUAAGAAAAUAUCUUCCAUA
Messenger RNA from Diabrotica virgifera virgifera (western corn rootworm), 534 nucleotides. RefSeq lists its product as uncharacterized. The transcript has 2 exons. NCBI's taxonomy places the organism in Eukaryota, Metazoa, Arthropoda, Insecta, Coleoptera, Chrysomelidae. Bases 66 to 455 code for a protein of 129 amino acids. Gene Ontology annotation, biological process: sensory perception of smell. The record is from RefSeq and is a predicted model, not a curated record. Gene Ontology annotation, molecular function: odorant binding.